AGAAAAGAGUCCGUCAAUUGCCCGCUGCUCUGUUUGGCAUGAUUACGGUGCAACGGGCGCAGAACCUCCGUUGAUGCACCGGUUCUUAAGCCAAGCAGCCACCAUCGUCUUACAUACCAACAUCCUGCAUCUCAAAAUCAGCAAUGGACAUACACGGUCUUAACAGUGUUUCAUCCUUUCAUGACUACGGUGAUCCAGCUGAAGCCUGGUGAUUCUCGAGGUGGAAGGCUUCAUGAUGCGGAUUUUACGACUAUCUCCUCAGUACUCUAGGUCCAUGCUGAUGAAUCCACGUCGCUGUUCAAGGCAAGAUAGUCACUCGACGUCACGAAAAAUUCAAAAUGUUUGCUAUAUAAACAUGCACAGUAGGCCGAAGAUCGUGUAUUAUUGUCUCAUCAAUUCGCGCUCAGAGCAACAUCUCCAAUCUUGACAGCAGCAGUAGAAUCGAUCAUAUCACAACACUCAGCUCUCUUCAAAGCAAAUACUAUUUACAAUGUCUGGUUUCCCCGUUCCCGCUUCUCUUCAGAAGAGCCUCGACGCCACCAAGGUCGAAUAUGUAAACCUGGGAACCUCUGGUCUCCGCGUUUCCGUUCCAGUCCUGGGCGGCAUGUCCCUCGGAUCCAGCGAAUGGGCGCCGUGGGUGCUAGACGAGGAGGCAUCGCUCGAGAUCCUCAAGGCCGCCUACGACCGCGGCAUCAACACCUGGGAUACCGCAAAUAUGUACUCCAACGGCGUCAGCGAGGAAGUCAUUGGCAAGGCCAUCAAGAAAUUCAACAUUCCCCGCGAGAAGAUCGUUCUCAUGACCAAGUGCUUCAUCUACGUGGGUGAGGAGACGAACCUCCACACGACCAUGUUCCCUAACGAAGUGCGCCAGAGCAAGGACUACGUCAACCAAGGCGGCCUCUCUCGCAAGGCCAUUUUCAAGGCUGUGGAUGACGCCCUCGCCCGCUUGGGAACGACCUAUAUCGAUCUUUUCCAGAUCCACCGCUUCGACCCCACGACACCCAUCGAGGAAACCAUGAAGGCCCUCCAUGACCUCGUGCAAGCCGGCAAGAUCCACUACAUCGGCGCGAGCUCCAUGUGGGCCACCCAGUUCGCGCGCAUGCAGUUUGUCGCCGAGAAGAACGGCUGGACCAAGUUUGUCAGCAUGCAGAACUUCUACAACCUCGUCUACCGCGAGGAAGAGCGCGAGAUGAACCGCUUCUGCAAGGAGACGGGUGUGGGUCUCCUUCCCUGGUCACCCCUCUACGGCGGAAAGUUGGCGCGGUCUGUCAAGGCCGAAAACACCAGCAUCCGAUCUCAGGGCAAGGGUCCGAUGAACCCUGAUCUCAGCGAGGCGGAUGAGAACAUCAUUCGCAGGGUCGAGGAGAUCGCGGAGAAGAAGGGAUGGAGCAUGAGCCACGUCGCGCUCGCUUGGAUCCGGUACAAGGGCGGGGUUCCUAUCACCGGCUUCAACUCUGCCAAGAGGAUUGAUGAGGCAUGCGAGCUGCGUGGCAAGACUCUGACGGAUGAGGAAGCCAAGUACCUAGAGGAGCCUUAUGUUCCCAAGAACAUUAUUGGCCAUGACUAGACAUUCACGUAGCAACUCACCAGUAGCACUCAAUUCCAUGUAUUUGCUUUAG
Molecule: messenger RNA, 1619 nt
Organism: Colletotrichum godetiae
Lineage: Eukaryota; Fungi; Ascomycota; Sordariomycetes; Glomerellales; Glomerellaceae
Product: aldo-keto reductase
Exons: 1
Coding region: 491-1567 (358 amino acids)
Source: RefSeq, a predicted model, not a curated record